Mytilinidion resinicola is the source of this 1206-nucleotide messenger RNA. RefSeq lists its product as uncharacterized. Bases 1 to 1206 code for a protein of 401 amino acids. NCBI's taxonomy places the organism in Eukaryota, Fungi, Ascomycota, Dothideomycetes, Mytilinidiales, Mytilinidiaceae. The record is from RefSeq and is a predicted model, not a curated record. The transcript has 2 exons.
AUGGCGUCGAAGGUGUCCCCGAAGGAGAAUCGGAUGUUCUCCAAAGGGAUCUCUGCCACAACACCGUCGGCGGCUGCCAAUGUUACGAGCAUGUUGGACGCCGAAAUAAAGGAUAGACAGGACACCGAUCCUAAAGAGACCCUCGGGGAUGUCGAUAUGGAAGAUGCAAGCUACGUCGAAGGGAGGUCUGGAAAUGGCAGCUGGAUGCACCCCCUAGUGCGAAAACACAGCUCCCUCAAGGAUUCCGGAAAUGAUGAUGACAAAGUCGAACCGAGAAAGCAGCCGUCUGGAUCCGAAGCGCUCAAGCCAGCGAAGCCAACAGAGCUCCUUAAUCUACCCCUGGAGAUGAUCCGAAAGAUCACAGAAUAUGCAGUAGGAGCGGGCGGGGAUAUCACAUUCAGGGCCUACGGAUACCACGAUACAUUCGCCCCACAACAUUCCUUCGGAGAUGAAUACAUCAGUAGCUAUAAGUCGCUGCGACUAGUCAACAAAUACCUCAGCCCCGUUGCCGACGAAAGCUUUUUCCAAUAUAGUUCCUUGCAAGUGGCCCAAAUACAGACACUCGACAUGGCUCUCGACCGUGGGUUGCGUCAAUUCGAUAGCAAUAUCCGCCAUGUAGUUCUCGCCGACCUCAGGCUUCAGCACAGGAAAGUUAUGGAGAACCUCAUCUCUUUGCCCAAUCUGCGUCGGCUUAGCUUUCACGGGUGCCGGUGGGUAGCUCGCGACACUGACUACGCACAAGUAUGUACAAAUAGACAACACGCUAUCUUCACCGUCUAUAUUCCUCUCUUCAUAGAGCUCCGGCGUAAAUUUGGCAAGAGUGGCAUUCGUAUCGAUUUCGACGCCGACGGGAAUGGCUACUUCACCGCCCAUGAAGAGGCGGUUCGCCAAGCACAUCUUCAAGGGAAAUCGAACGUUCUACCAUUGGCUGCGAUGGCUAUCAAGGAUAAGACGGAAGAGUUGAGGAAGGCGUUUUUCGAGACCCUGAUCGCCAAGGAUAAGGAGAUAAUGGAGGCAGAGCUGGCUCCACUCCUAGCGGAGGUGGAAUCUCUGAACGAUCUCAUCACAGCUUUGAAGGUCUUGGUUGCUGAUGAGCACGAGAACGUGGACGAAGAGAUUGCUCGCCUCCAGGGAAAGGCUGAUGGCAUCAACGAACGCAUCGCGCCUCUGAAGGCGUAUAUGGAGCAAGGAGAGACGAGGUAUUGA